AUGAAAUCAGCUUCUUGCAGUUUUCCCCGCACGCAGUAUGGAAGUAGUCGUGGAGGUGAUACGGAGUAAACUCGCCUGACUUGCUAGGAUAUUGAACUCGUCGUACAGUAUAGCCGUUACAACGAAGCCCACCUCUGUGGUUGCUCAUCUCAUAGUGCCCCCGUAUGGACGAUGAGGAGGAUGAUGUGUUUGAGCCAGACCCCCACUGCUGGCACACCACAUACCAGGAGAUAAAGUGUGAAGACCGGGGCACACAGACACCUGGCCCUGCCCUGGCACCGCACAACGGCAUGCUGCCCUGUGGAGUCGCAGAGGAGCCCAGACCACUCUUCUACGGCAACGCAGGUUUUCGAUUGCACUUCCCGGCACACUUUGAGCUUGUUGGGGAUCAGGAAGCGAGGCGUCAAGAAAGCGAGGAGGAGCAGAACAGGAUGGAGCAGGUUCCUCAGCGGCAACCUGUGGCCCGCAGUGUGGAAGAAUGCAUUGGCCAGAAACUCCAGCUGAUAGGAGACCAGUUUCACCGAGAACACCUACAGCUGUAUCAUCGAAACCAAAGGAACCAGUGGCCGCUGUGGUGGCGCCUGGGCGCAGCUCUGUUCAGCCUUCUGUUUGACAGAGGGCUCAUUGCGGGAGGAGGGGGAGCAGGACGGAGGUGAGGAGGGGUCUUCCUCUCACGUCUCUUUUCUUCAUCUCUCUGAGGAACUGGACUCCUAAUGGCACUGUCAAAUCUAACACGGGUCUGUUUUUGGGGCGGGGGGAGAGAGAAAAAGGAGACAAAAAGUCGCCGCGGGACGGAGACAACCAACUUUUGUACAAGGUCGUGUGUGGGGUUUUGUUCUUUUGCAGAAGAUGCCAUGAUGCGCCGAGAUUCCUAUCCAGGACAAUGUUCAUAUUUUGGUAUACAUGUGGUGUAGUAGUUUUGUACAGUACAUUGUUCUUGUUAAUUUUUUUUUGCACUUCCAGCAUGUAUCCAUCUUCAAUGACCUCCACAGACCCUGGGAAUGCCUUAUUCAAUGUAUUCUGCCAGAAUGAGUAUUGAGCAAUUUAGACAGACAAGAUGAGAUGGUGAGGAAUUGAAAGGAAAUGUGGUGGGAUGUUUUCUUUUCUGAAGUUUUCCAGGUGAUCAGAUGAGUUGAUUUACUAAUUUCCAAAGAGGCAACUUCUCAGAACAAAGCAUUUUGCACCUCACCUCAAUGGAACAUUUAUCUCUUCUUGUUCUCUUAAUUUUACUUCCUGUUUUUGUUGUCAUCCUCCUCCGUUUUCUUCGGUUAUUAAGUUUUAACACGAUCCCUCCGUAUCAUUCAAAACGUUUGGAACAAAGUUAAGUUUCAGCACACCUUGACUUGUAAUCUAAAUAUCUUAUUUUGGUAUGCAUAGGUAUUUUUUGAAACCGUCCUUCAGUCAUGUGCUACGUGUCAGACAAUUAGAAGGCAAAGCGAUGUUCAACACAAAGUAGAAGUAUCUGGGUGGAGUUUGCAGUACUGUCAGCGACUGGUCUAACAAGCCUGAUGACUGUCAGCAAACCUGUGUACAACAGCAUGCUGGCAGAUUGCAAACAAGCUCUGCAUGGUGCUGAUAGCAAUAUUAAGAAUUGGAAUUAGUGACACUAGAAACACAAAAGUUAAUGAAACGGUGACCUGCAUUGCAUGAGUAUCAUGAUAAUUAACAAAACAACCUAACAGCAAGAAAUACAUAUUAAGAGAAAUAACAAAAAAUAUUUCUUAUUAACAAAUCAUAUAUAUGUAUAUGAUUGCAUGCACCAGCUUAGACUUGAUUAGACUAUUCUGCGUUGUGUUUAUCCUGUUGGGACUUCCUUAACACAGCUACUGGGUGGCUGGAUGUUGUCUGAGAUGUAGCACUCUAUAAGAAGGACUGGGAAGACACAUGAAAAUAUAUUGAGAUUAAAAUGGUGAUGUGCCGAGUUUAGCGUGAUUUUUGGAGGUCUGGGACCCGUGCACUAAAUUCUAGCAUUCAAGUAAAGCACAUUGUGAGUUAUAUAGAGCAAAGUAAAGCAUCUUUUAUCCAACAAAACUUUUUGGCCAAGCCUGUUGUGAUUUUUUUUUUUUUAAAUUUCAGUUUUAUUGAGAACACCGGAUUCUUCAGUUGAAGUUUGCUCCCAAAAUCAACCCCAAAUUCAGCUUCUUCAUGUUUUUUAGAUGUGUUUGUUUAAUGUGAUUGUUUUCAGACCUCCAUGCCCUUGAAGUGGAACUGUGGAUCCACUGUUUUUGCACUAGACAUACACCCUUCAAGAGUUCAGAUUGUUACCGAGCUAACCUCUGUCUUGCAUGAAGGUUUUCAGUUAUGACUUGUUUUCAUGCCACAACAUUUCACUCUCGUGUCAAGAUAAAUAAUCAAUGUUGAGACCAGACUGAACAGUCUCUAACCUGGAUUGGAUAUGGGUUCUGGAGAUUUCAACGUAUCAGUGUUUCAGACUACAUUAGAGUUUCAACAGAACCACCUGCCUCCACUGAAACGUUUCUCUCCUGUUUUUUUUUUUUUUUUGGUUUGUUUGUUUUUUGGUUUUUUUUCACAGCCCACGUGUGUUCUGAACACCAAACAAUACUGCAUAAUCAAUCUGUGAAACAGAUCUUCUCAGGCUACUUUUAUGGGGUUUUCCAACAUGUUGUAUUCUGUUGGGUGGUCUUGUGUUGUCUUUGGUGCUCAGAUUCAGAUUUGGGAUAUUUUAAUACACAUAAUCACCAAUGACAAAAAAGACAAGUGAAAGUGAGAAUGACUGUAAUUGUUGUUGAAAUAUGAAUAUGUUUAAAGACACUGUUGAAGAUGCUGUUUGUUAUAUUCUCCAUUGCUUAACCCAGGCCAACUGUUGGACAUGAGGAGCAGUACAUAUCAGGGGUCCGUAAUUACUUGCUUCUCACCGUGUGUCGAGUUAAUCACUACAUAAUUAGGGUUUCCUCUCAUUUUCUUAAAGAUGUCUCAGGGACGGACUGUGUGGGCUACUGGUAAACCUUGAGAAUCUGUCACAUGGUUAGAAGGAGAGCAGUGUUUCCGCCCGCUGAUUUGUGAUGAAGCCUCCCGAGCUGUUGUCAAGUCUUAUUUUCAUUUCAGUUAAAAAUAAAGCAAAAAAAAAAAAAAUAUAUAUAUAUAUAUCCUCUUGGGCAAUUUCUCAGCACACACAUAAAGGUACAGUUUGACUGAGGAGUCUGAGGCUGACUUGCUGACUGUGGUGGUGACGGGGGCUACUGAGCAUGUAGUAGUAGGCGUGUGAGGUGCACUGAAUGUGGUUGUGGUUAGAGUUUCCUGCGGAUCCUGAACGCUGAGCCAGUCUAUGUAGCGCCCUGUCUCACCAUUGGCUCUUGGCUUCCUCUUUGUGCUGCUCCUUAAUUACAUGGGUAUUGUUCAUCGGUUCAUUUUUCUUUGUAAUUUAUUUUUUAACCUUCUUAUUUAUUUUUGUACAUUUGCCCAUUCCUACUGUAUACGCUUGUGUGUGCAAUUUUCUUUUUUUUUUUUUUCUUUUUUUUUGUUCUCGGACUUGUAUAUUCUUCUGUUGUUUGACUCUGUGCAGAGCAGGUUGGUUUGCUUCAUGUAAUACCCAAAUUGUGUUCAUUUAGUAUCACUCAUUUGCUGAAGGCUGUUAGAAAUUUGUAAUAAUUUUCUUUAUGAAGAAAAACACCUUUGGUCAGUUUGAAUUCAUGCUCGUUACAAUGGAUUUCAGUGGUGACAUGUUUGCACAGCGCAGCUGCAUGUUCCACAUGUUGUAUUUUGCCAAAAUUCACUGCAUCUGUCAGAGUGUCACUGCUUUCAGGAGAACAGUACUGUGCAGAGUAGUGUAUCCAUCAAUAUAUGCAAAUGUAACAGUUUGGAGCGUAUUGACCCAACAGGUAGACAGCAGGAAAGUGCUUUGCUCUGAAGCAAUCGAUUGAAAAUGUUCUGUAAUCGUUUUGAAAAUGUCUCACUCUUGGAACACAUUUUGCCCAGCAUGAAUUCACUCUGACCACAGCUGCUGCCCUCCGUGAGGAAGAAAACUACAAACCUCACCUUUCAAGCCCACAUGUGUUUGAUACUCGAAAAAUAGAUCUUGGGUGGAGUAUUACACUCAAAAGGUUGUGAUUUUCCAGGGAUGGGCCCAACCAGUUCAGACCUUUUUCAUUAUCUUUCACCAGUCAUCUUGGGUAGAUUCACAAUAUGUGGUUGAGAAAAGCAGCAGCUUUGAUGCAGUUUAACCUUUCAACAGGAUAUGACCUUUCCUUUAUAAUUAAUGAGUCAUCAUCCAUCUCACCCGUUUCUAAAGAUAGUUAUGACAUUAGAAAUGCUUCAUAACAUACAGAAAAUGGUUGCCUUCAUAUUCUUCUCAUGUCGCAGGGCGUUCGUUUUUGUGGUAAAUUUUUUAAUCUUGAUCAUCAUGUUGUAAUCAAUAUGCACUGGAAAGUACUUUGUUUAGAUCCCAUGGGUCCCUUAUCUGUUCUGUGUUUAUGUAUAGUGUAUACUCUGGAUUGUUCUCACGAGCUGAUCUUGCCUUGUGACAGACGUCUAUCAGUGCAUCGACAGAGUAAGCUCAGAUCGAUGGCCUGUUUGGUUUAUUGGAAAAGGGAAACAAGCCACCAUGGUGCCCUGUUUAAUUUUGUUAGAAUGAGGUUCCCAAGCUGCACUCAUCACAUUAUAUGUGAGUGUGGAGAAUCCCUAGGGUGGGAUGUGUUUUAUGGAAACCAUCAGUGUCUUGAAUUUUAUAUUCCACUUUAUAUAAAUUUGAAGUUUUUUGAGGAAGGUUUUGAUUUUGACUUUUUUUUAAAAAAAAAAAAACGAUAACAUUUUUUCUUCAUGGUCUUUCUUAACUUUUUAAAAUGUAUUUUCGUAAGAAAAGGGUCUGCUUUUAUAAGGACAGUUCAUGCUUGUAAAAUAAUUUGUAAUGCGAGCAGGAUCCUUUUGAAGUCCAUGAGAUCAAGGGCAUUUUUUUAAUAGAAAAAUGAACUUGCAACAUUCCUUGCACAUCGUGGUGUAUAAACAAAACCAAGCAAACCAAAAUAAUUCAUGGUUGUGGUUACUUUGACUCAUGAGCUUAUAGCAGUGAAAUGUUUGCCCUUCUUUACAGAACAGAUUAAGUGUACAUGUAUUUCUAAAACCCUGGAAUAUGCCUUUAACUGCUCAGUUUCAACAAAGUCUUGAUUAUCACACACUCUCUGUUAUACCAAGAAAUGAGACCCAGCGAAAAUGUAGCAUUUUUGUAAACAUUGACUGUGUGUUUUCGAGACUCUACUGUGCACUCAUUUUUGUGUUUAUAUAUAUUUUUUGGUUGUUGAUAUAAUAUGGAAGUAAAGACAAUUUGUUAUGUAGUGCAAUAUGCUGUACAUAUGGAGCUUUGCUCUACAAAUCUUUUUUUCUGGAUUUCUUGUUGUUUAUUGGUACUUUUUUUCAAUAAAAUUUUAUUGAAGGUG
Messenger RNA from Scatophagus argus, 5390 nucleotides. RefSeq names its product bcl-2-modifying factor-like. The record is from RefSeq and is a predicted model, not a curated record. Gene Ontology annotation, cellular component: myosin complex. NCBI's taxonomy places the organism in Eukaryota, Metazoa, Chordata, Actinopteri, Scatophagidae. The transcript has 4 exons. The coding region runs from base 165 to 656 and encodes 163 amino acids. Gene Ontology annotation, biological process: apoptotic process; negative regulation of autophagy; positive regulation of apoptotic process.